Molecule: messenger RNA, 4484 nt
Organism: Amoebophrya sp. A120
Lineage: Eukaryota; Dinophyceae; Syndiniales; Amoebophryaceae
Source: the annotation of a GenBank genome assembly
AAAUCCCGCCGCGCACGACGAGCCGAGUCUUGCGUCGAUGCCGGUUCUGUCUUUGUGGAACAGAUGGCUUCGGAUUUUCACGAACCAAGGCAUAGGCACUAGUGCUAUGGAGGGACUGCAACAGGCAGCAAGUUUCUCCGGAGGACGAUGCGAAGCUGAUGGACUUGGGCAAUCACAACGGCAAGAGGAAAUAGCUCGCCCUGCACAUAAUUCUUCCACUAGCAUCGAGAUGAUGCAAAACGAACGCAGCACCGACGCCGACCGCUCUACCAACAGAAGCGAGUCCGCCGCGAGUAAGAAAAACACUGGGACAAUCUGGGAUGACGAAGAAGACGAACACUCUGCUUCCUUGUCUUGCAGUAACGACCAAAGUAGUAGUAGCCACGAAGUUGACCAAGGACUGCAUCAAGCUGCGGAAAACUACUCAAGUCUGGGCUUUCGACCUGAAAAUAAUCGACAAGGAAGCGUUGUUUCGCUGGAAACACAUCUGGCGCUAUUCGUUGAGGCGUUCUGGGAAAGUUUGAUGACAUUCGCCUGUUCUAGUACUAGCAGUGGAGAUGAAAAUGCAGAAGUAGAUCAGGCUACCGCGUUCGCCCGUUGCAUGGAAGCUUGCGAGCUUUAUUUCCAGCACAUUCUAGAGCGAGAAGUGCUCGUGGUCCAGAAGGUGACUGGAAGUGGAACCGACAACAUCAAGGACGGUGCAUCCGCUGCUGACGCAUGGACGGGUUUUGUGAGUAUAGUGAUCAUGACUUCGAGAGUUUUGGUAGGAAAGUUGCAACCUUUCGGAGCUGCAGUACCUGGCGAAACGGCAGGAGCUCCUUCAUCCGGGGCCGCUCAAUUCCCAGCUGCAAAAUCGAAGACGGUGAACUCUUCCUUCGCAAACAUGGUAGCGAGUAUACAAUCGCAACUCUUUACCCGCACUCUAGUGGUGCUGUCUCGCGUCGUGGAUGCGAACCAAAGCGAAAUAUCCCAGGAGGGGAAGAUGAAAGGCGGCACCAAAAGAACCGUAAUUGGCCGGGCGGAGAAAUGUCUAGUUGUACCGACAGCAGUUGUAUUAUCCGCCCGUAUAGCAGCAGGCCUGAUGCGGUUCAUGAGCGGCAUCCUGCGGACCGGCGGCGCUUUCUCAACAGGUGGAAGUUCGUCCUCUCCACAGCAGCCAGCUUUGCCCCUGACGGCGGUUUUGCGCGCCAUUCACAUCGAACAAACGGGAACAACAACUGGAGGCAACACGUCCCUUCAGCCAGUGCGACCAGCUGUGACAUCAGAGAGUGCACAGGAGCAAGCGCUGCCGGGGGUUGUGGCCGCCGAGGAGCAAGCGUCCACCUGCACAAGAAGCAUUUUCGCCGCCCCACCAGCGGUUAUUUUCAGAAGCGGUCACAUGAUUUGUCUCCCCGCCUCUGCUGCCUCGCCAGCAGCAUCAAGUGCAAGACCAUGCACGGCGCCAGCGCCAAAUGGCAUUUUGCUGAAGCAACAGUGGCAACUUUUAUCCGCCAUUGUCAGCUUCCUGUGGCACAGUAGCUCUUUUUUUUCCGAAGAUCUUUCACGCGCAAAGGAGAGCGUCGCUCAGCAUCGAUCAGGAAGCAAGCAAAAGAACAAUCGAGAUGGACCAGUCCCCACUACAACCUUCCUGCACAGUCUUCUCAGCAGAGGGUUGCUUUGGGUGGAGCUGCUGCAAAGCCACAACUUUCUUCCCUUCUUGCUCAACUACAAGGACAGGAAAGGCUGGCUGCCGUUUUGCCGGCUGCUGGUGAAGUGGCUGCGGUUUCUGCACGCAGUUUCUGUUCAGUUGGAGAACUACGUGCACAAUUCGAACAAGGGCAGCGGAAAGCGAUUGAACCAAGCAGAAGUUCACACUAAGAGAAACGAAAAAGCCUCGAACUGUACGACCAAAACCGCCGAAGCUGCUGCUCUGGAGCCCAGCUUGAGGAAAACCACCGAGUUGCUUUUGCUCCUACUUCACGACUACCCGGACUUCCUGUCUGAGUACUACCAGCUGCUACUGAACGCCCUGCCAUAUGAAAUCGACAAGCCGAAAAACUCCAGUACCCGUACCGCACAGGCACUGCAGCUAAUGGUGCGUGGCGAGCAAAACCAAAACCUUCAACGUAGCACAUACCGUCACGACUGUACCACGAAAGGCCCUGCUACAGGCGAUUGCUUCACGCAGAUCAGAAACAUCAUCAGCUUUGCGCAUCCAGCGAAGUUUUUCACAGAGCCGCCGAGUAUCUGUUCUAGUCCCGGUCGCGCCAACACAACUUCUUUCCCCGAUCCUAGUACGUCUAGUGCGGCUGAGAUCGAUCGCUUUCUGGGUGCCUGCAUUAACUUGAACACGAACCGGGAGGACUGCAACAACGGUGGAAAAAGACCGCAGCAAGGAUCUUCACCACUGCCAACUAUUCGCGGACCCGCCGCGGUGGAGCAAGCUGUGCUUGCUAGCGAAGAGUUCGAGAAGUCUUUCAUGUUUAUCCAGGAAAAAACACCCAUCCCCAUCCAUUUUGUGCAUGGCAAAUUGGAUGGGGAUGGGUGUUUUGUUCUCGAUAAUGUUGCUCAAGUCCACACAGAGUUUGAAGGGACAAAACCCAUCUUCAAAGUCGUGCUCGUCCUAUGUAGAGGCCUACGUCACCUGCGUAGAUUGUCUGCAGCAGCGCGGCGGUGACAAAUGGGAUCUUGUGCUGCAACAGGAGGACUUAGAGGAGGGAGAUGACAAGGAUGAUCUACAGAAACUUCCAGGUACCAUUUCAGCUCCAGCAUACUUGAUUCGAAUUCCUGUUCAUCCUGGCAUUUCAGAAUUAGAAGGUCAAAGUAGUGCUAUCGGGUGACAUGAGGUAACAGUAUCUAGGAGCAUUCUUCAGAAGCGUCGUGGUUGUUUUGCGAGCAGCAGGAGAAAGUCUCACUACAUGUUCUUGGAUGCAGUUGGUUUGCAAUAUCAUUUCCUACAUCCAUUUUCAUCCGCUCGAUAAGGUUCUAACUCAGGUAUCCGCGUCCGGGCCGGCCCUUCUCUGAAAAGGGGAUUUAAGCUCUCCGUAUUUCGCGGAUUAGAUGAAGUUCCGACCGAGUUGCAAACCGCUGCGCGGGCGGAAAUUAAGGCGAAAAUCGGGAAAGACGCCAAUCUUGGAAACGUGCACUCGUAUCUGUCAACCUUGGUUUUCUAUUUGGGAAAAAACUUCGAGAUGAGCCACAGCCAUGUCACUGGAGGGCGAGCUGCUUCUCCUGAUCUUGUCGAAACGGAUCUACAAAGUGGCACAGCAGCUCUAUCUUCUUUUAAGUCGGACACGACAGUGGCGAGGAUCUACCAGCGGACAAGGUCGCGCCGCGCGUUUUCUCUGUUCCUGUUUCUGCUUUUCGGAGAGCAUGACCCCCGGUUUAGCAGCUCCAUGACUUCUGCUCGGAUGAGUCUCGAAGACAAGGAAGCAGUUUCGCCGUCCUCUGCUAGACACGACAUGAAGAUGCUUCACCCGGACCCAGCGGUCGUGCUGAACCUCGCUGUGACCCAUCUCCGAUAUCCCAAUGCCCACACAAAAAGCUUUCUCAAUUUGUUUUUCAAGCUCUUUGAGUGGUGCGAGGAUAUAUCUUCGUCUGUUCCGGUCAAAGGAGUGGAGGCGGGCGAUGAAGCACAAAUGGUUGACAAUGAUGCCUGGAGGGCUGAUGCCGAAGGUCCAGAUCUACGUCGCCACGCAGGAGGUUCAGCUGCGGAAUUAGUGCACCAGCCAAGUACUACAACUAGAAGCACAGGUGCAAGAACCAGUGCGGCGCCGGCGGCGGAAAAGGUUCAGGCGGUGCUUAUCGAGAUUUUUCUGCAAAGGCUCCUCGCACACCGGCCGCAUCCCUGGGGCCUUUUGGUCUGCUUUGUGAGACUGGUCCGGGAAACGAAAAAAUACCGCUUUUGGAAAAAUUGGAAAUUUCUGGCCGAGAAUAAAGACUACACGGAGCUGGAGCAGUUGUUUAAGAUGCUGGCGGCUGAAUGAUAUUGAUUCUGGCAGCAUGGUUUGGCUUUCGUAUUCUUUCCGCAAAAAUCGCACUAUUCGUAUUCGACGACCAGCACUUCUUCUUCUUCAUAACGGCCGCCUGCGAUUGAUGUCGUGUGCCUCUUGAAACGCGACGGUGAUCGCUCCGCUUUUUUCCGGAUGCGCAAAUUUUAUUUUGAUAAAAAAGAAGUGAAGUAUCUUACUUAGCACUCGAGUUGUAACAGGCUAACGGCGUAACGCAGUCGUAUCGCCGUCGUUUAUUUGGUUUUCCUUUUCGCUUUAGAGAAGUAAGUUUGUUUCCCUAGGUAUUGGUAGUAGCUGGUGCUCUCAAACGCAUUUCAAGACAGGAUCUACUCCCGUUGCCGUUCUCCUGCUUCUUCGCUUUUGUUCUGACUUGAAGAAAAACAAAAUUUAGAAUAAAGCAUUGAUACAAAGGUGAUGGCUGCUGGACAAUAUACAGAACCAAAGAGGCACAAGAAGAAAAUACUCACUGCCCCCGCUCCGUUUCGUUAUAUUCGC